AUGUUGAAUAGCAGUGCUCUUGCGCAGAAACUGGCUCCAGGUCCCUGGAUUGAAAAAACAGGGAAAGACAUAGAGGGACUUCCCCAACAGACACAUGCCAAUGACUGUGGCAUUUUUAUGAUAAUGUAUACUUGGUACCUAAUCCUUGGUGCACCAUUUGACUUCACUGUCGACGAUAUGCCAGUACUGCGAAGAUGGUGGUGUGUAGUGCUAGUGGAAAACCUACACCUGGAAGGGCAUGGAAGACGAUUUGCUCAUUUCACUAAAGAGGGCAAGCAAAUGGUCAAUGGGUGCCUUUCACCCAUCUUCAGACUGAAGAGGAAGAGACCGUGUACUGAAGUGACAAAUCAGCGCCCUUGGACAAUGACUAACCAGGCAAAAACAACUGAAAUUGUCCAGCUAACGCAGUUGAAUCACGAAUGCCUCCUCUGA
Knipowitschia caucasica is the source of this 432-nucleotide messenger RNA. The record is from the annotation of a GenBank genome assembly. NCBI's taxonomy places the organism in Eukaryota, Metazoa, Chordata, Actinopteri, Gobiiformes, Gobiidae.